UGGGUCAUGCCAGGAAGCGAGGGCAGUAGUUUGCAAACAAUGCCGUGUGGCUGCGGCCGCAGAGGAGCCUGAGAAGGCUCCCGCGCUUUCUGCUGCAGCUGCUGCUGCUGCUUCUGGACCAGGCGACUCCUCGCCCCCCGCAGGAUCCGCUCCAUCGGAACUGGGGCAGCAGAUACUGUAAAAAACACCAACAACCCAACCUCAAAGUUUAUGGCAUGGUAUUGCACAUGGAUAAUUGGAAAUAAGUCCUACAAUUUUUCCUGGCAGCGGGGCAUUCAUCUUGGUAAAAUGGAUCCGCCUGGCUACUUGGAUGAUGACUUCUCCACUCUGGAUGGGCUGGAGGAUGAUGUGUUUCAUGCUGAAGAUUGUGGGCUUGCCAGUCAGCCCAGUGAGAUGACCUUUCCUGGCAUUUUUACCCAGAGCAAAUCUUACAACUGUCUCCUGGGGAGAUUCCAGCUCUUCCCACUUACACAUUGUUGUGGCCCUGGCAGCAGGCAGGCCAGGCAGCAAGACAAGGCAACUCAAACCCUCAAUCCAUCCUCUUCCAGCCAGGAUGUGAUGUUACCUUGUGGAGUCACAGAAGAGCCCCAGAGGCUCUUCUAUGGGAAUGCUGGGUACCGUUUACACGUCAAUCCUAUUGGUUUUUCAUUGAAUCCACACUUCCAGGAGGAACCUCAGGAAAGUCCACAGGAAUUGCGUACUGAAGUUCAGAUAGCACGGAAGUUGCAGUGCAUUGCAGACCAAUUCCACAGGCUUCACCUCCAGAGGGUAGGCUUAUUUAGGGAAAUGCGCACCAGCAGAACAGAAAUCAGGUCUGGUGGCAGAUUCUCCUCUUCCUCCAUAACAUGGCCUUGAACAUGGAGGCAAACAGACAUCGUGCAGGCCGGAGGUGAGACCUGUCCUGCCUCUUCAUGGUCCCUUGCAGCCCAUUGGGAACACUGGAUCAGUCCAGGGCAGAGAUGUGCAUGCUGCUGGAUGAAACAUGAGGUUCCCAUGAUACUAAGGAUGCUUCUUGUUGUACAAAGACUUGUUUUAGAAGGACUUUCUCUGUAUCUCCUCAUGGCUUGCUGUCUUCUGAGAUAGGGAGCUUGGGUCCAACACUGUGGAAGAAGAAUUCUCCAACACAAACAAGAUUCAUCUGUACAAGUGGAGAGCUCAUAUAGGGAGCUUUGGUUUUCUCUCGUAAUGGCCUUGCUGUAUUUUGUAAUGUUAGCUGCUGGUUAUAUCCAAGGACUGAUAAGUUGAAAUGCAUUUUGGCUGACUCCCAAAUGAGACAUAUUAAUUUCCUGACAGGAAAAACUUGGAGGAAAAUCUGUUCAGAAGCUAUUAUGAAAUAUAGUAUGUAUUUGCAGCUGGACAGCCAGUAAUUGAAUCUUUGCAUUUUAAUUACUGCAGACACUGGUGUAAAAAGGGAGCAAGGCCUGAGUAGUUAAGUAAAAUCUCUGGAAUUUAUGGAGCCAUGAAAGGGAGGGGGGAAUUAGGUCACAUUCACACAUAUCCUUUCCCCCGACACCAUCUUCAAAAAUGGGGACAAAAAGAGGAAUUUUGUGGAAAAUGGAAAUCCACAUAAUGCUUCAUUGUUAUACAUAAACUUAAUAUAAUAGGCCACAGGAGUGUUCAUAUCUCUGCUACUGAGGAUGGA
Molecule: messenger RNA, 1642 nt
Organism: Sceloporus undulatus (fence lizard)
Lineage: Eukaryota; Metazoa; Chordata; Lepidosauria; Squamata; Phrynosomatidae
Gene: BMF
Product: Bcl2 modifying factor
Exons: 5
Coding region: 211-855 (214 amino acids)
Biological process (GO): negative regulation of autophagy; apoptotic process; positive regulation of apoptotic process
Cellular component (GO): myosin complex
Source: RefSeq, a predicted model, not a curated record